GUCGCCAUUUUGAUGUGAGAAAGUUACCGUGUAAUGAAAACAGCAGCGGAAAAGAUUUAUUAAAUAAUUUGUAAUAAAAAUAUUGUCUUCAUUAUUGCAAUUAAAUACAAUAUAGUAUAUAUAUAUUUUGGUAUACCGAAAAAAGAAAAGUAGUGAAAAUUUGGUUGAUAAAAUAUUUAUACUCAAGUGACAAAAACAAGAACGUGAAAAUUUCGCGUAAGAAUUAAAAGUAAACUAAAGUGAGAUAAAUUACUGAAAUAAUACGGAAGCUAUCUGAACAAAAAAAACCAACUUAAGCAAUAAAGCAGUUAACACAGAAAACUCUUACAGUUCAAAAAAUUAUGACAAAACUAUUUGUUGCCUUAAUUAAUUAUUAAAACAAUAAUACGUAAUAAUUAAAAAAUAAAAUAUUGCGGCUUGCAGAAACGCAUAUAAACCAUCACUUAAAAAUCGUAUGCAAAUUAUAGACAAAGAAAAAUUCAUACAAUAAUUUGCUUGUUUGUGUAUGUGUAUUGAAAGCAAUUAUAAGGUGUUGAAAGUAAAAAGUGAAAAAAUUACAACAGUUUGGCCACAACACCAUGAACAACAAUAAGCGUAAAAAUCGGCCAAGCGUCGUUACCAGAUAUCAGACAGAUAAUAGACAACCUAAACCGAAUCCAUCUCCUCAGGGCGUAUAUAGUAACGCAUUUUUCAUGCAUGCUGCUACAGCGCUUGUAGGAAAUGUUGUACAGCUUCGACUACGUUCCGGAAACAUAUACGAGGGAGUUUUUCGUACAUUUUCUUCUAGUUUCGAUGUAGCGUUAGAGUUGCCUACUUGCAUCAAAUCUUUAAAAAACGGGCCUGAUGAAGGAAAAAAUGUUCCAAACUUUAUGAUAUUUCCGUAUGACACAGUAGUUAGCAUCACUGCUAAAGAUUUUGAUUCGAAUUAUGCAACUGUGGGUGCAUUUCAAACAGAUGCUGCCAUUUCAGAGAAGUGUAAUGGUACUCGUUUUGAAGAGAAAGAACUAGAACCAUGGGAUGGUUCUGGUGCUAACGGUGAUAUUGACAUUGAGCUAGACGAUGCGGCCAAUGGUUGGGACCCUAAUGAAAUGUUUCGCAAGAAUGAAAAUCAAUUUGGUGUGCAAUCGACUUUUGACGAUUCGUUGACUUCGUAUACAGUGCAAUUGGAUAAAAAAGAUUCAGAAGAAUAUAAAGAGGCAGAAGCAAGAGCAGAGAAACUUGCAGCUGAGAUUGAAAGUAAUCCAUCUUGUCGAGAGCGGUUGGAUUUAGAAAAUGGUGAUGAAGAAGCACUAUUUGCGGCUGUAGAGCGUCCUAUUUUAGAAUCAGAGCGUGAUCGUGAACGUGAAAGAGAACGUGAUGCAGAAAGAGAUCGGACAGCAAGAGUAGAUCGUGCUAGAGAACUGCAAAAGGAACGAGACCGUGAACUGGAAAGAGAUAAACGUUAUUUUGAACAAACGCCGACUGAACGAUACAUUAGUAAACAGACUCGUAAUAAUACGGGUCCGCCACCACCAGUUGUAAUGACAAGUAAUGCAUCCUUAGCGUCAUCCUCACGAGGACACGAACGUGAUUUGAUAUCUGAUAGAACAGAGCGCUCAACAAACUCGAUUUCUGCUGGCAAUGUGCCUCAUUCCGCUCAGUCAUCAAUUAACAUGAAUGUAAAAAGUAGUUUACCUCAGUCACCAAUCGGUGUAAUACAAGAAAAUUCAAAUAAAUAUGGAGGUAGUGGAAGUUCUUUAAUAAAGCGUAAACCAGUUUCUCAAAAUAAUAAAGUUGUUCGUAACACUCCUCCGCCAAAUAAUUCGAUUGGGGGAAACAAUAGUAAUGGUAACAAUAAUUUAUCACAGAAUAAUAACGGAAGCUGUAGUAAAGGCAGUAAUUAUCAAUCUUUGUCUAUGCAAAAUCAGUCUUAUCAAAAUUAUCCACCAAUACUUCACGGUCAAUCACAAUAUAGAAAUCAAAAUCAUAUGGGCAUGCCUCCAAAAAUUAAUGGUGAGAGUAAUAUUAGCACUGGAAAACCACUGCCUCAACGUAGCAUACGUCAAUACCAAAAUACACAGUCUAAUACUUCAAACAAUUAUGGAGAAUCACAAAAUCAAAUCCAAGCAAAUAAGCAGCUGCACUCCACACAUGUUACAUAUCAUGUGUCGCAAACGAGUGGUAACAUAAAUAAUAGUGUUUCGCCUCCACUUCAAACAAGCGGCAGUAGUGUAUCUCAUGCCCAUAAUCAAAAUAAUGUUGUGCCCUGUCCACCAAACCAAGGACUUCAAACACAACGGCAAAUACGCAAUCGAGAAACUCAAUUGCAAGAUCUUCGACAAUUUGGACAAGAUUUUCAACUAGCUGGUAAUAAUUCUUCACCACCACAACAGACUCAACAACCGCUUCAACAGCAGCAUUUGUCGAUAAACAAAAGUGUGGCUGGUCAUCAGCCACAACCAUCCGCUUCUCCUCCACAACAAUCUCCUCAUGUGUCUCAUAUACAACAUGUACCACAACAUCAUUCAACACAACAUCAUGUAACAGUUGCACAACAUGUCCAUGCAGCUCCGCAAACACAUUACAUAUCAUCACCAAUUGUGCAACAACAGCAACAACAUGAGGCACCAACUCAUGUUCAGCAACAACAACAGCAAAAACACAACGAUAACGUUAUUCAUUCGUCUAAAGGUCCACAACAUAUUUCUAAUAGUGUCUCUCAACAACAAUCGACACAGCAACAAGGUCAGAUAGUGCAAGAAUUACCACAACAACCUCAAGGAUUGUAUCAUAGUGUGCCGCCUUCAACACAACAAAAACAGCAAAUAUCACCUGUAGUGAUGACUUCUAUAGAAAAUUCACAGCAUACAACUAAUGCAAUGCAACCACAACAAACACAGCAACAGCAAGGGCAACAACAACAACAACAACAAACGCAACAGAUAAGCAAAGCUGAUCCAUUAGUUUCUUCAAACAUUACUCAAACAACUAGUACUAAUACAGGAAAUACAUCAUUACCUGUAUCUGAGAAGUCACCACCACCCACAAAUAUUUCAGUUAGUACAACUGUUGUUAAGAAACAUGUGUUAAAUCCUUCUGCAAAACCAUUUACACCACGAAGUCCGAGUACUCCAAAUCCAUCACGCCCACAUACACCGCAAACGCCUAUUCCUAUGACUGGUAUAUAUACAACUGGUGCACACGUAGCUGCUACGAAUCCUAUUUACGUAAUGCCUCAACAGCCAACAACAUUCCCACCGCACCCGCAACAGCCACGAAUGCGUCGUAGCAAUUUUGCACCAAUGGCAUCUUCACAUAUGCACGUUUCAGCAACCGCUGCUACAGGGCAACCAUUAUUGGCUACAACACAAAUACCACAGUUCAUUCAUUAUCAACAAACUCCACAUGCGCCACCUUUCCAAUCUCAAACGUUCGGACCUAUGGUGCGUAUGUUUCCUGAACAACCGCCACAGCCACUACAGUUCAUUACGCAAACGCCUCCAUCGACUACUCCAUCACCGGGGCAACCGCAUCAAUCGUUCCAUCCGCCACCUCAACCAUCCCCUGCUGGCGGGGGACCGCAACCAGCAUAUGCACAGACACAGCCAGCAUACCAGAUUGUGUGUCCUGUUAUACAUCCUCAAACUCAACUCGUUCAGAGUCCAUAUUAUCAAACGCCACAACAUCCGCCACAAAGUCAACAGUUUCAAAUACUAAUGCAACAACAUCCUGCGCAAUAAGCUACAAACAAUUUAGCGCUGAUUAACAAGAGCAAUAAUGAAUUACAACAUAGUACCUAAAUUAUUUCAUCAUAAACAAAUCAUUUAAUAUUAUACUUUCAAAUCGCAAGGUAAAAUUAAACAAACAUUUCAAUUCACGUUAAGAUUUAAAAGAGACAAUAUCGAUGAACAUUUCAAUUAUUGAAAAAAGAAAAACUUUCCAUUUACUUAAAUUAUGUAUUCAAUAUAUUAUAACCAAUUUGUUUUGAAGUGUACAUAAGUUUGCAAAAGCGA
Teleopsis dalmanni is the source of this 3992-nucleotide messenger RNA. Its product is annotated as ataxin-2 homolog. Bases 579 to 3719 code for a protein of 1046 amino acids. Gene Ontology annotation, cellular component: cytoplasmic stress granule. Gene Ontology annotation, molecular function: RNA binding. NCBI's taxonomy places the organism in Eukaryota, Metazoa, Arthropoda, Insecta, Diptera, Diopsidae. The transcript is spliced from 7 exons. Gene Ontology annotation, biological process: cytoplasmic stress granule assembly. The record is from RefSeq and is a predicted model, not a curated record.